This is a messenger RNA of Camelus dromedarius (Arabian camel), 1344 nucleotides long. RefSeq names its product gap junction protein alpha 8 (gene GJA8). The record is from RefSeq and is a predicted model, not a curated record. Gene Ontology annotation, cellular component: connexin complex. The transcript has a single exon. Gene Ontology annotation, molecular function: gap junction channel activity. The coding region runs from base 1 to 1344 and encodes 447 amino acids. Lineage: Eukaryota; Metazoa; Chordata; Mammalia; Artiodactyla; Camelidae. Gene Ontology annotation, biological process: cell-cell signaling; gap junction-mediated intercellular transport.
AUGGGUGACUGGAGUUUCCUGGGGAACAUCCUGGAGGAGGUGAAUGAGCACUCCACGGUCAUCGGCCGAGUGUGGCUCACGGUGCUCUUCAUCUUCCGCAUCCUCAUCCUCGGCACGGCCGCCGAGUUCGUGUGGGGGGAUGAGCAGUCCGACUUCGUGUGCAACACCCAGCAGCCAGGUUGCGAGAACGUCUGCUACGACGAGGCCUUCCCCAUCUCGCACAUCCGCCUCUGGGUGCUGCAGAUCAUCUUCGUGUCCACGCCGUCGCUGGUGUACGUGGGGCACGCGGUGCACCACGUGCGCAUGGAGGAGAAGCGCAAGGAGCGCGAGGCGGAGGAGCCGAGCCCGCAGCCCCCGGGCGACGGCGGCGACAGCGCGCCCCUGGCGGCCGACCAGGGCAGCGCCAAGAAGAGCAGCAGCAACCCCAAAGGCACCAAGAAGUUCCGGCUGGAGGGGACCCUGCUGAGGACCUACAUCUGCCACAUCGUCUUCAAGACCCUCUUCGAGGUGGGCUUCGUCGUGGGCCACUACUUCCUGUACGGCUUCCGGAUCCUGCCUCUCUACCGCUGCAGCCGCUGGCCCUGCCCCAACGUGGUGGACUGCUUCGUGUCCCGGCCCACGGAGAAGACCAUCUUCAUCCUGUUCAUGCUGUCUGUGGCCUCUGUGUCCCUGUUCCUCAACAUUGUGGAGAUAAGUCACCUGGGCCUGAAGAGAAUCCGCUCUGCCCUCAAGAAGCCCACGGAGCAGCCGCUGGGGGAGGUCCCUGAGAAGUCCCUCCACUCCAUUGCUGUCUCCUCCAUCCAGAAGGCCAAGGGCUACCAGCUCCUCGAGGAAGAGAAAAUCGUGUCCCACUAUUUCCCUUUGACUGAGGUCGGGAUGGUGGAGACGAGCCCAUUGUCUGCCAAGCCUUUCAGUCAGUUCGAGGAGAAGAUGGGUGCCGGGCCCCUGGGGGACCUGUCCAGGGCCUACCAAGAGACACUGCCUUCCUACGCUCAGGUGGGAGCCCGGGAAGGCGAGGGGGAGGAGCCGCCAGCGGAGGAGGGGGCAGAAGCAGAGGUGGGCAAGAAGAGGCAGGAGGCAGAGAGAGUGAGCACAGAUGGGCAGGAGCUGGUGGCCGGGCAGGAGCUGGUGGCCGUGCUGGAGGGGGAGAAAGUGGUCGAGACCCCCGAAGUGGGGAAAGAGGCUGAGAAGGAAGAGCUGCAGCCCGAGAAGGUACCCAAGCAAGAGCUGCCGACCGAGAAGGCGCCUUCGGUGUGUCCGGAGCUGCCCGGGGAUGACACCAGGCCCCUGAGCAGGCUGAGCAAGGCCAGCAGCCGGGCCAGGUCGGACGAUCUAACCGUCUGA